AGCGCCGUUUCGUAAAGCACUUACUGAUUUCUAAAUGUCUAAAUCAGAUGUUUAAUAUAGUGUUACACCUACCAAGAAAUCCUAAUUUUUACAGAUUAAAAACUGUGAACAGAGAUGAAAGAGAGAAUACUAAAUUAGAAAUUGGGGAAUUUUGCAGUAACAUAGAAAAUGAAAUUUUAGGUUAUGAUUGGCGUUUAAGGAGGGUAAAGGGAUUAAGUUU
Candidula unifasciata is the source of this 220-nucleotide messenger RNA. NCBI's taxonomy places the organism in Eukaryota, Metazoa, Mollusca, Gastropoda, Stylommatophora, Geomitridae. The record is from the annotation of a GenBank genome assembly.